AUGAAGAUGUGUGACUCUGGGGAAUGUGGCAGUCGGGGGAAGCCUGCUCUGUCUUUUUCUAUUGAAGAGAUCUUAAAGAAACCCUCUGCUAGGACCUGCCUAAACAGUACACCAAGGACUAGCCGGAGCCAUGCCAAAGCAGCUCCAGCCAUGGGAUCAGGGCUACAGCUGGAACUUGCCCUGGAUGCCAGCAGCAUGUGGAAAUCAGACAAUGCCUUACCUUCAGCAAAGAUGCUUCGCUCAGCCUCACCCUCUGCACUUGUGGCCAAGGCCAGUGCAAUGGGGCCAGUUCACUGCAGAAGACCCACUGCCCUGGAUGCAAGCCCAACUGCCUUUCUUAGUGAAGAUGAGGUACAUGAGCACCUAGGAGGCAAGAGAAAACAUGAAGAAGAGGAAGCUCAGCUGUGUGAUUUCCCAGCAGACCAUCCACUCCAUGAUGAGAGGAAAGGGAAGCGGAGAAUCCGGACGACAUUCACAGCAGAGCAGCUCCAGGAGCUAGAGAAGAUUUUUCAGGUCACUCACUAUCCAGACAUUCACAUCCGCAACCAACUGGCAGCAAAGAUCAACCUCCCUGAAGCCAGGGUCCAGAUCUGGUUCCAGAACCAGCGAGCAAAGUGGAGGAAACAUGAAAAAUUAGGAUAUUUCGGUGGCCUCCAGCAUCUGACCGAAGCAGAUUUCAUUCCAGCUCCAAAGUUGGAAAUCACAGGUUCCAGCCCGAUGCCCAGCAACAUCUGUGCUGCAGGACCCCCCAUUGAGUAUUACUCACCAGCCCAAGGGUAUCUGACGUCAGCCUGGCUGUCCAACACAUUGCCUUUUGUUCCUACACACUUGGACCCGCUGCCCUUUCCUAAAUGUUAUCUGUUCUUUGACUACCUCCCUCCAUAUGGCAUCCCUCUGCCGCAGAAGACUGAAUGGAACAGUAUUCGUGCCAGUUCCACAUAA
Messenger RNA from Chelonoidis abingdonii (Abingdon island giant tortoise), 942 nucleotides. It is a transcript of the gene ISX, whose product is annotated as intestine specific homeobox. The record is from RefSeq and is a predicted model, not a curated record. Gene Ontology annotation, molecular function: RNA polymerase II transcription regulatory region sequence-specific DNA binding; DNA-binding transcription factor activity, RNA polymerase II-specific. Lineage: Eukaryota; Metazoa; Chordata; Testudines; Testudinidae. Gene Ontology annotation, biological process: regulation of transcription by RNA polymerase II.